GCUGAGAAAAGCCCGCUUUGACCUAUCGCAACUCAUUCGUUGUGUAAUAAGAGAGUUAGUGAAAGUUGCUUGCAAAAAGCAAGGGUUCUUCUACGCCGAAAACACAAAUCCUUUCAAACAUAGUCAUGCAAAUCUUCGUCAAAACUUUAACUGGGAAAACAAUCACCCUCGAUGUCGUACCCUCGGAGACGGUGUUGGACAUUAAGGGAAAAAUUGAACAGCGCGAGGGUAUCGAUCCAGAACAACAACGUAUUAUAUUUGCUGGAAAGCAGCUGGAGGAUGGGCGCAUCAUAUCGGACUACAAUAUUCAGCAUGGAUCGACGAUGCAUUUGGUGCUUCGGUUAAAAGGUGGCAUGCAGAUUUUCGUGAGGAU
This is a messenger RNA of Anopheles cruzii, 373 nucleotides long. Its product is annotated as ubiquitin-like. Gene Ontology annotation, molecular function: ubiquitin protein ligase binding; protein tag activity. Gene Ontology annotation, cellular component: nucleus; cytoplasm. The annotation marks the transcript as partial. Gene Ontology annotation, biological process: protein ubiquitination; modification-dependent protein catabolic process. NCBI's taxonomy places the organism in Eukaryota, Metazoa, Arthropoda, Insecta, Diptera, Culicidae. The transcript has 2 exons. The record is from RefSeq and is a predicted model, not a curated record.